Penicillium paradoxum is the source of this 1077-nucleotide messenger RNA. RefSeq names its product isopenicillin N synthase family dioxygenase. The transcript has 3 exons. The record is from RefSeq and is a predicted model, not a curated record. NCBI's taxonomy places the organism in Eukaryota, Fungi, Ascomycota, Eurotiomycetes, Eurotiales, Aspergillaceae. The coding region runs from base 1 to 1077 and encodes 358 amino acids.
AUGGCAACCCAGCUCGAGUACACUCAGGUCGAAUUACUGACGCUUAGCGGCCCUGCAUUCCGCCGAGUGUCAACUGCUCCCCCGCGUCUGCCAACCGAAGAUGAAAUCCCGGUCAUUGAUCUUUCUUCGAUUGAUCAGGAUCUAGAAGCGAGGGAGGCAAUUGCAUCCAAGAUAAGAGCAGCGGCAGAGAACACAGGGUUCUUCUAUGUCAAAAACCACGGCAUCCCAGAAGAGCUGAUUCAGGAUGCGUUAUCCCAGGCGAAGGCUUUCUUCGCGCAGCCAAUCGAGCAGAAGGAGCUAGCCUCAAGCAACCGGCCGCACAAUCCUGAUGGCUGGCAAGGGCUGGGGAGUAGCCAGAUCAAUAAAACGGAAACAAGGGACCGAAAAGAGACUUUCUCUCUGCGAUAUAGCCCCAGGAAUGACCCAGUCGCUCAUGACCCAGCUACAGCGCCUGUCGGUGAAGACUUUGCGUGGGACACCACCAGCCAUCUCCCUGGGUUCAAAGAAACAACAGUCAAAUUCUACCAGCAGCGUCUGGCGCUUGCGCGGAAAAUGAUCCGCCUUUUCGCUCUGGCAAUGGGCAUGCCAGAAGACUAUUUUGAUUCGAUAACUACGAGUCCCAACGCCGACGGGCUCUACACACACUAUCCCGCCACGCCGGCAGAUGAGCUCAAGCAGAAUAACGGCGACGUCGAUGUCGGCAUUGGCUCGCACACUGAUAUAACUUGCGUCACCCUACUGUGGCAGGAUAUGUCUGGGGGCUUGCAGGUCCUCUCCUCUGGUGAUGAAUGGCUCGAUGCUCGGCCUAUACCCGGCACCCUGGUUGUCAAUCUUGGGGACUUCCUGCAGCGUCUCUCUAAUGAUAGGUUCAGGUCUACUGUACACAGAGUUUAUAAUCGUCAACCCACCUCCAGGUACUCGAUGCCGUUCUUCCUGGGAUUCAAUCCGGACUCGGUUUGCAAGGUUGUGCCUUCGUGUAUUGACGAGGCUCAUCCCGCUCUUUACGAGCCUAUUUCCUCUGGCAAGUGGUAUCGGGAUCGACUUGACCUCGCUCACGGAAGGCCCCUGUCUAAAUGA